AUGUUUAGAUUUGAAAUAUCAACAACUUCACGUAAACACUUCCCAUCAAUUGUUAGAAGACUGUAUCGUUUGUUUGCACAUGCACAUUUCCAUCACAAAGAGUUAUAUGAUGAAUAUGAGAGUAAAACAUUAUUAUGCAAAAGAUUUGUUAAAUUCAGUACAAAGUAUGAUUUAAUACAAAAGAAUUCAUUGAUUAUCAAGGAUUAA
Molecule: messenger RNA, 207 nt
Organism: Heterostelium album PN500
Lineage: Eukaryota; Evosea; Eumycetozoa; Acytosteliales; Acytosteliaceae
Exons: 2
Coding region: 1-207 (68 amino acids)
Source: RefSeq, a predicted model, not a curated record